Messenger RNA from Phytophthora infestans T30-4, 2457 nucleotides. RefSeq lists its product as uncharacterized. The record is from RefSeq and is a predicted model, not a curated record. The transcript has 3 exons. Bases 1 to 2457 code for a protein of 818 amino acids. Lineage: Eukaryota; Oomycota; Peronosporomycetes; Peronosporales; Peronosporaceae.
AUGGCGUGCUUUCUGGAGGGAUGUCAGGAAGACGAUGGCUUUAAGAAGGACCCGUGUACUGUGUGUGGAAGGCUUAUACAUCACAUGUGUGCUAUUGGCGUCUACGAAGGCAGCGAUUCGGCACUAAAUGAAAGUCCUUCUUGUGUGCGUGUCGUGUAUCCAGAGGUCAGCCCACCUGCGUCAGCUUCCGCCACUGGAAAACGGACAGCCACGCCUGGUGGAUUAAGAGAUAUCUGGGAGGGUACCGACUCGGACUUCACCCCAUCUCCAGAUCUAUCUGGGGUCAAGGAUGACGAUCGCGUAGUGAAGCGGCGGAGAACUGCUCCAGGCCCUGCCGUAAAGGCCUCGAAGAAGAAGACACCUCUGUCUACGCAGACCAAUGCUGGGAAGAAGAAAGCAGCUCCGCCUUCAGAGGCUGCCAACAGUCUUUUCACGGCCGCACCGGUACCGCUGUCUGCACCUCCGAUGUCAGAUCUUGGUGUGCCACUUACCGUUAAGCACGCGAGGAAAGCGGGCACUACAGACGAUAUCUGGGAUCUCAUCCACACGCUGGACGUGCCGUACAAAAAGCAAAACCCUUGGAGGCCGUCCACCCAACUAUAUCGCAACAUCUGCCUGUUGUGCUGCGAUACUAUCAAGUCCCGCUCCAAGACGAACCCAUAUUGUUGGGAAGCGGCUCUCAGGAAUACCAAGAACGCAAGCAAUGCAAAGGAUCACAUAAAACUAAAGCACGCCGACCAUCCUCUUGCCAUUCACGCGGAACAGAGUGCUACGGAUAAGUCCAGGAAAGAUGUCGAGUCCGCCGAAGUGGAUUCCGCGUCCGUGUUGGACCUGACACGGGAUCCGGAUCAAAACCAAACGUCCAUUACUUCUCCUGACGAGGCGAUACUGGUGUCAGGAGGAAGUGCUUCUAAGCCUUUCUUCCGAGUGAGCGAGAAGACUUUGAACGUUCUCGUCUCGAAGCUCUUGAUCUCACAGGGACUACCGUACACGUUGUGUGAGUCCGCCGCUUUCAAGGACCUCAUUCGCGCUGCUACUGGAAACCCUGCGUUUCAAGUCCUGGGCCGCGACAGGCACGACCGUCUACUAAAUGGCCACUUUCAGCUAUUUUGCGAAUUGGUAGGUGAAUCGCUGUCCACUGAGUACGAGAAAGCUUGUAAUAUGACGUUUCUCAAUCUCAUUCACGAUAUAUGGACAAGUUGUGGAAAGGAUAACAUCGUAGGUGCAUCUGUCGCCUUUAUUGACAGUUUGUGGAGAUUCUGCUUUAUUGCGGUACUCGUCUGCGUGAAGAAUGACGGCCACAACGCCCCAGCCGUCGCUAAGGUCAUCGAGAGUGCGUUUAAAUCACGGUUCAAUCUGGAUAUUCGCUCAUUGACUCGAUACACCAUGUCGGACACGACUCCAUCAGCGAAGAACGUCGCUGAUCACAUCGACACUGAGCAAGAUAAUUGCUCUAUGCACUUGUUAAACCUGUGUAUUGGAUACGGUAUCGGCCUCAAAGACAAUAUUCAGACGACGACUGUCUGGAACGAAUUUACAGGAUCGUGGGACAAAAUAGCUACUACGGUAACACCCGGAGGUGCUCUGUACGAAGGCGGGGACGUGAUUCACAAGAUUCGCAACCUGAACAACCACUUCCGGUCGCCAAAACAGCGCAAUGCAUUGAAGAAGAUCCAGGAGGCCCUCUCAUACCCAGAACUGGAGCCGAUGACGGAGCAAGACGUCCGCGUUGCAUACACAUGCAAACUUAUUAGAAGGUCUGUCGUCAAUUACGGAGCUUUUGAUGCUUACUUCCAGUCUACGAAGGAUUCUACUAGCUCAUGGAGCGCUCUGACCGCUAAGGAUUGGACGCUUGCUGUCGAAAUGGAGGCAGCCACCAAUUUCAUAGCCAAUCUUACUCUGGUAGAGGUGCAGAGCGAGAACCUUGUGUCGUCGUACAUGGUUAUGUUUCGGCGGCUUGCAGAGAACAAGUUGAAGUCAUUCAAAUUUGAAGCCAUGGCUAUUGAGGCUCCUGGAGCCAAGGAUGCUAGCGAAGCGAGUCAUCGUCGAGUGACGAGGACGAGAGACCAGUUCUCGGACGCUGGUAAGACAUGUCUCCGAAGAACUCUCAUGCAGCUGCAGGCUCGUUUUCCCAAGGUAACCACGGAGUCGAUGACAUGUGUUCUGCUGGAUCCUAGGACAAAGUCCAGUGCGAAGAAGAUUGCCGCCGUCGGAGCACCUAUUCGGGCUACAAAGACAAGAGACGAGCUAAAGGAGACGGAGAUCAUUGCCAGAGCCGACGCUGUACUGCGAGAGUGGAUUGAUUUAGAACAAGAGUGGCUCGAGGCCGCCCAACGCCAGAGCCCCAAGAUCAAGAUUGAGGACUUGUCGAAGGACAUGUCGAUUGACGCACAGAGCGGGAUGCACUACGCUCUGUUGGGCCUCUACAAACAUAUAGAUGUGCUAAAGUGGUUUUGA